Molecule: messenger RNA, 1680 nt
Organism: Diaporthe amygdali
Lineage: Eukaryota; Fungi; Ascomycota; Sordariomycetes; Diaporthales; Diaporthaceae
Exons: 4
Coding region: 1-1680 (559 amino acids)
Cellular component (GO): nucleus; FACT complex
Molecular function (GO): histone binding; nucleosome binding; DNA binding
Source: RefSeq, a predicted model, not a curated record
AUGUCGAUGGAGAGCUUCGACCACAUCUACUUGGACCUGUCCAAGGAGAGCGGCAAAUGCCGAUUCUCAGAGGCCGGUCUCGGUUGGAAGCCCGUUGGCGGCGGCGAUGCAGUCACUCUCGAAUCGAGCAACAUCGCCGGCGCACACUGGAGCCGAGCUGCGAAAGGCUACGAGGUCAAGAUUCUGCAGCGGAACUCCGAGGUGAUGCAGCUCGAUGGCUUCCAGCAAGAGGACCACGAGCGAUUGACCCGAAUCUUCAAGAAUUGGUACGGCCACGCGCUAGACACCAAGGACCACUCGCUGCGGGGCUGGAACUGGGGCAAGGCGGAGUUUACAAAGGGCGAGCUCACCUUCAACGUCCAGAACCGACCAGCGUUCGAAAUCCCUUAUUCCGAAAUUUCCAACACCAACCUGGCAGGCCGGAACGAGAUCGCUGUCGAGCUUGCCAACAAUGACGGGGAGAAGGCCAACGGCCACGCUAGCAAAGGUCGUAAGGCAACCGCAGCUAUGGACCAGAUGGUUGAGAUGCGGUUCUACAUCCCAGGAACAACUACCAAGAAGGAGGCCGAGGGCGAGGAGGCUGCCAGUGACGCCGACGAGGAGGAGGUCCAAGCUGCGCAACUAUUCUACCAGACCCUGUUGGACAAGGCGGACAUCGGAGAUACGGCUGGCGAUACCGUCGCCACAUUCCAGGAUGUCCUGCACCUUACGCCCAGAGGCCGCUUCGACAUUGAUAUGUACCUCCAGUCCUUCCGACUUCGCGGCAAGACGUACGACUACAAGGUGCAGUACGAUGCUGUCAAGAAGUUCAUGGUCCUCCCUAAGCCGGAUGACGUUCACUUCCUGCUCACCAUCGGCUUGGAUCCCCCUCUGCGCCAAGGCCAGACGCGGUAUCCCUUCGUGGUCAUGCAAUUUAAGAGGGACGACGAGAGUACCAUCGACUUGAACAUGAGUGAGGAAAUGCGUAAGGAGCAAUAUGACGGGAAAUUGGAGUCGCAUUACGAGGAGCCCAUGCACCAGGUGGUGACUAAGAUCUUCCGGGGUCUGUCCAACAAGAAGGUGUCCACGCCUGCGAAGGACUUUGAGACGCACCGUCAACAGCAGGCGAUCAAGUGUACCAUCAAGGCUAGCGAGGGCUUCCUUUACCUGUUGGAGAAGGCUUUCAUGUUCGUGCCAAAGCCGGCCACGUAUAUUUCCUACGAGCAGACACAGUCUGUGACGUUCUCCCGCGUCAGCGGUGCAGUGUCAGCUCUUUCCACUUUCGACAUAACAGUGCAGAUGAAGGGUGCCGGAUCACAGCAGUUCAGCAACAUCAACCGGGAUGACUUGAAGGCGCUCGAGUCGUUCUUCAAGCUCAAGGGCCUGCGGGUCAAGAACGAGAUCGACGAGGACGAGAAGCUGCUCAAGCAGGCACUGCGGGCACAGGAGCUGAGUUCGGACGAUGAAGUUGUCGGCGGCGGAGCGGACCGCGGCUCAGCAGAUGAGGACGAGGAGAGUGUUGAUGAGGACUUCCACACCGAGUCGGAAUCCGACGUUGCUGAGGAGUUCGAUUCCGACCACGAGAGCUCUGGGUCCGGCAGCGGAUCAGACGCGGAGAGCGGAGUUGCCGAUGAUGACGACGGUGGUGACGAGGAUGAAGAUGCAGACUCGCCCCCCAAGAAGAAGAAGAAGACGACCUAA